Messenger RNA from Cynoglossus semilaevis (tongue sole), 4437 nucleotides. RefSeq names its product tubulin tyrosine ligase-like family, member 5 (gene ttll5). The transcript has 30 exons. Lineage: Eukaryota; Metazoa; Chordata; Actinopteri; Pleuronectiformes; Cynoglossidae. The record is from RefSeq and is a predicted model, not a curated record. Gene Ontology annotation, biological process: microtubule cytoskeleton organization; protein polyglutamylation. Bases 352 to 4044 code for a protein of 1230 amino acids. Gene Ontology annotation, cellular component: ciliary basal body. Gene Ontology annotation, molecular function: tubulin binding; tubulin-glutamic acid ligase activity.
UGCUCCCUGCUCUGUUGCUACUCAGUUGUUGUAGUAACCAGGAAGAUUAGACGUGAUGAUCCAGUGUUCUGGUGUCGGCUAAGCUAGGUUUUAGCAGCCUCUUAAGAAAAGGACUGGUUCGUUUAUUUAUGAUUUAUAUUUGAUUUGCACUGUCGCAGCCAUCACGUAGUCACCAUUGAGCGUGCACUUAGCUAGCUAGCUUUGUUUGUAAAUUAGAAUACAAAUGUUAAGGCUAUUACACAGUUUGUGUGGAUAUAACUCCUAAUGUUCUAUUAGCGCAAAAGGAUUAAGAUGCAAUGUUUAAACCAAGGCUCCUAAUCCCGAGAAGAUUUGAACUUUACUGCAGCGAAGAUGCCAGCAGUGAUCCGGGAUAAGGACGACGCUGAGACCUCCUCAGAGGAGGAGCAGGACCACCAGCCGUGCAUCUCAUGGAGUGGUGUGAGCAGGACCAUCCCAGUUCUUAUCUUCUUCCCCGAAGCUGUUGUUUCCAAAGAGGAGAAUUUCUGCUCGGUCGGAGAGAGAUGCAACAUGGCCUUCAAGAUUGUUCGCACGGAGAGCCGCCUGGUACGAGGGAUACUGAGCAACCAUGGAUUCCGUGAGGUUCACCCCAACAGUAACGACUUCAACCUCAUGUGGACGGGGUCUCACCUCAAGCCUUACAUCCUGCGCAGUCUUCACGACUUCCAGAAAGUCAACCACUUUCCCAGGUCGUAUGAAUUGACCAGAAAAGACCGUCUCUAUAAAAACAUCCAGCGGAUGCAGCAGACUUAUGGCUUCAAAAACUUCCACAUUGUUCCCCAGACCUUUGUGCUUCCCUCGGAGUACCAGGAGUUCUGCAAUUGUUUUGCCAAAGACCGCGGCCCGUGGAUCAUAAAACCAGUAGCAUCUUCACGGGGCCGAGGCAUCUACUUGGUCAGCAACCCAAAUCAGAUUUCGAUGGAUGAAAACAUCUUGGUUUCACGCUACAUCAACAACCCACUCCUCAUAGAUGAGUUCAAGUUUGACGUGCGUUUGUACGUGUUGGUAACAUCAUACGAUCCGCUCAUCAUCUACGUGUACGAGGAGGGCCUCGCGAGGUUCGCCACAGUAAAGUACGACCGCACCUCGAAGAGCAUCAAGAACACGUUCAUGCACCUCACCAACUACAGCCUGAACAAAAAGAGCAGCGACUAUGUCAGCUGCGAUGACCCUGAAGUUGAGGAUUAUGGGAACAAGUGGAGCAUGAGUGCAGUGUUGAGGUAUUUGAGACAGGAAGGGAAGGACACCACAUUGCUGAUGAGGCAGGUGGAGGACCUCAUCGUCAAAGCCCUGCUGAGUGCAGAGCUGCAAAUCGCCACCGCCUGCAAGAUGUUCGUCCCUCACAAGACAAACUGCUUUGAGCUGUAUGGUUUCGAUGUGCUCAUCGACUCCAACCUCAAACCCUGGUUGCUGGAGGUGAAUCUGUCUCCCUCUCUGGCCUGUGAUACACCCUUGGAUCUGAAGAUAAAGGCCAGCAUGAUUGCAGACAUGUUUUCGCUUGUGGGGUUUGUGUGUCAGGACCCACUGUCAAAGCAGCCUCGCUCUGACCGGGUCACUCAGGACUCCGGCCUCAAACACUCGGCAGCAGCUAGAACACAGCAACAGAAGGCCACGUCAGCCAGUCACCCAGAAACACAGGGGUCAAAGGAGAAGCCCGCAGCCAGACCAGGUCAGGGGGACAGCACUUUGAGCCUGACUGCUGAGGAGGUCAAAGUGCUGAGGAGGAUAAAGGAGGAGUAUGAGAGACGCGGAGGCUUCAUCAGGAUCUUUCCCACCGCAGAAACGUGGGAGCUCUAUAGUGGAUAUCUGGAGUCCAAGACGUCCAUGAACCACAUGUUGGCCAACCGACUUUUCCAUGGAAGGCAUGUGAACGGGAAUGUGCAGCUGCAGGUGGACGGCGUCCAUCGCUGUCACGUCGUCCAGUACGAGAGGAAGCUGCUGUCUCUGGAGGCACGUAAGAGGAGACAGCGCCACCUGACUCUUCGCUCAGCCGCGGCGAAGGAGAAGAAGUCGGUGCUGCAUACCUCAGGGAAGGGAUCCAAGGCCUCCCCGACUGAGAGCGGUCCGGAGGGAGAGGAGAGCGCUCGGGAGGAAAAAGAGGAGGGGAAACGACUCCUCAUGCCAGUCUCACACAAGGCUUUGGUAGCGGAGCAAAUAAAACAAGUGGCCACACCACUGGAGCGCGGCCAGACUGAGACGGCGUCCAGCUCACAGGCAGCCGCGCACAAUGCCAGGCCCAGAGUCGACCUGCUCAACAUCCUUCAGCAGGGCUGGGACCUCAGCAAGGUGCAGGCCAGGAUGGCGUUUUCUUCGUACCUGCAGAGGGUCCAGCAAAGACUGUUGACCGAGAGCAGAGCCACCAGUGUAGCAGCCUGGCCAGAGAAGGACCACGACCACAUGGAGCUCGUGAUUCGCUUCCUGAAAAAAGCAGCCAGUAACCUUCAACAAGACAUUAAAAUGGUGCUGCCCAGUCGACAGUUACCUCUCCAAGACCGCAGACGCAUCCUCUCCCACCAGCUGGGGGAGUUUAUUCACUCUUACAACAGGGAAACUGAAGAAAUGGUGAAAAGGCCGGAGAACAGCAGAGCAGAGGAGCAGAGCAUUGAUCCCAGUGUAUUUCAGGAGUAUAUCACUGCAGCAAGUGAAAGUGAGCUGGAGGAAGUGCUGACAUUCUACACACAGAAAAAUAAAUCGGCCAACCUCUUCAUCGGAACAAAAGUCAGGAGUGUUAAGAAAGACGUUUGUGAAGUAAAUGCCUCGGGAGAUUCUGGCAACUUUGAGAAUUCCAAAACUGUGUCGGUGGCCAAGGAGGACGUCAGUAGCUCAGAGUCAUCGCUCGCCGCAGUGACAGUCAGCAGUGACCCAGACAUCAAGGCCUCGGAGAGACAACCUGCUGGACGAGCGCCGUCUGAGGAGCAACAGACAGCGGUUGGAACCGGCAGAGCGCAGCCAGAUGUCCAGGCGUCUCAGCGCGGCUCCAGCCUUCCUGUGACUUCAGACUGCGCACACGUCCAUGUGAAACACUGCUCUCCUGCCGCUGCGUCCCUCCCUCUGCACCGCCCGCCUCCUCAGCCUCCGUCCUACGCAAAGUGUUUGGCAAAAUCUCAGUUCUGCCACCCUGAGGCUCUCUCCGACCCCCCCGCGUACUCUUCUUCACCUACGGUCACGCAGCCCCAAAGAGUGAUGUGGGCGGCCGCGGCGGCGGCGGCGGCGUCCUCUGCACCCACCGCCGGCGCGGGGGGGGGGGUGGGUCCCCCCACCCCCCCCGCCGUCACAACUGUGCAGUCAACUCAGGGGCUCAGGAGGAUCCAGUCCUUUAACUCGCCGACAUCACACUCUGGAGCGCCCUCUUCCUUCCCGAGUGCUACACACAUCUACAGCCAGAAGUUCUCCAGACCGACCUCUGCUGGUCAAGUGAACAGGAGGAGCAGCUCCUCGAGGCCCAAGUCAAACCCAGGAGGAGUCUAUAAGGAGUUCACCUCCUUGUCCACUCAGGCCCAGUCCAACCAUCAGUCUCUCAUCUCAACCCUGCAGAAACUGGCAGACAAGCAGGUCGCCCGCCACUACGCCAGCUCCAGCCACAUCAACCUGCUAUCGCAGCACCUGUCCAGACUGAACCUGGCCAACAGGAUGCUGGGCAGAGACUGCUUCACCCUCAACCCUAAAGUGCGGCCCACCGUCACUGUGACCCCAGGUCCGGUGAAAGCUCUCCACUCUGGGACAGAUGUGCUCGGUAGCACUCGCGGCAGGUCAGUGAAGGAGGAUGAAGGCCUCUGGGACGGACAUGGACAGAAUGCCUACAGCUCAGUGUCAGAGGUCAAACCCCUGCACCGCCAUCAACCACCACCGGAGAGUUACCAGCUUCAGUUUGCUAUUCAGCAACUGCAGCAACAGAAACUCCAGGGUCGACUGUUUCUGGACCAGAGUCACUACAGAACCCAGCUGAAGCCACGGGAGAGAGUUCCUCACAGAAGAGAAUGGGAACUGCAGUAUCCAGGCACAUACAGUACAGCGUAUUCUGUGUGAGAGAAUGAGACAGGGGGCUGUUAUGGAACUCCAGUCCACGUUCCACUUACAGGGUGCAGACUGCACGGCUCCUCCAUAGGCUUGGCCCCGGGCCACCUGGCAGUCAAAGAAAGGUGCCCUCCCCGGCCCCGCUUAAACUGAGCGCCGGCCAUCGGCCUGGCAACCUGGAAACUGGGCUUCUCAUUUAUCAACACAGAAAUUACAUCAGAUAUUCCCUGUCACAAUGCCGGCCCUUUGAACGGCUAUGCUGUUAAGCUGGAAAACCAUUAGCAUGUUAGAUAACCGUAUAAAGCUGCGGAGAAAAUAGCACGGACGUGAGAUGUGGAUGGAAUGCAUUCUCCAGCAAUAUAAGGGCAGAGUCCAACGUGGCUCCGAAAUAUUAUGUCAGAAAGA